This is a messenger RNA of Nezara viridula (southern green stink bug), 1115 nucleotides long. NCBI's taxonomy places the organism in Eukaryota, Metazoa, Arthropoda, Insecta, Hemiptera, Pentatomidae. The record is from the annotation of a GenBank genome assembly.
ACAUAUGAUUACUCAAUUCGUAUUUAUUUUUUUCAUUAAUUGAGAGUAAAUGUUAUGUAAAGUAUAUUGCAUUUUUUUUUCUUUGGCAAUUAUUUGUUAGAUUUUAUUAAGUAGUACUUUUAUUAAGAAUGGAAUAUGCGGUAUAUAGUACGGAAUAUUGUAUAAUUAUUAAUGCAAAAUCAGAGAGUUUUGAUUGGAGCUUUAUAGUUGUGCAACAAUUGAAAUCGGUAUUGACAAAUAGGAUCGGAACUAAAUAAUGAUGAGAGGUAAACAGUUUUAGCCCGAGCGAGUUGGUUAUUGUGUUGUUGUCAGGAGUGAUAUUUGCAGGAGGUGGGGGCGCGUGGCCUUGGCCACUGCUCUGGGUAAUUCUGUCAAGGUCACUGACCUCGGUGGUGGGGGUAGCCAGCGGGCCAAUGGGAAGUGGCUCCGCCCCACCACCGAGGGGAGGUAGGGCAACGACCCUCCCCCACCCCGCUCCCCCUGAGCAUUGAACUUGCUGUUCGUCCUUUCACUCUCUCGCCGUAACCCGACCUGUGAGGUUCUGCCGAGGAGUGCGCCGUUAUAAAUCAUUGACAGUACAGUGCCGAAGUUUUAUUGUGCUAGUUGUGAAUGUGUUGAUAAGUAUGCUCUACGACAACAGGGUGCCUCAGCACCACUACCAGACAGCCACCCUCCCGCCUAGGGUUCCGGAUCAGUUCGUCCAAAGUGCCGACGCCCAGUUGAAUAUAGAAUUCGACGGAACGACAGUUCUGUGCCGCGUUUGCGGUGACAAAGCGUCCGGAUUCCACUAUGGUGUACACUCAUGCGAAGGAUGCAAGGUGUAUAUUUCGGAGGCCCAGAGCCACUGUACACUAAGGGGGCCAUUGACGCCAGCCGUCCUUGCCUCAGGUGAAAGGGGUUGUCCAGAUGGAUUUGCACAAUCCAAACUCGACAUCGUCCUACAGCGCCGUGGCACAGUUUCACAACUCAGCCUACUUACCUCCCGCGGGGCGUUGAACCCGCCAAAAAAGGCCAUUCCUCCCCUAAGUGGGGUCGUUGAACGGUCGACGAACUCGCCCCCCGCGAAAGUCCUUACACAACAAUCCCUCCUGGAUCAAUCUCUUCUCACUAAUUAG